Molecule: messenger RNA, 3480 nt
Organism: Sander lucioperca (pikeperch)
Lineage: Eukaryota; Metazoa; Chordata; Actinopteri; Perciformes; Percidae
Product: chloride channel protein 1-like
Exons: 24
Coding region: 37-3231 (1064 amino acids)
Biological process (GO): chloride transport; transmembrane transport
Cellular component (GO): membrane
Molecular function (GO): voltage-gated chloride channel activity
Source: RefSeq, a predicted model, not a curated record
GAGUGAGUGUGUGUGUGUGUGUGUGUGUGGGGGUCCAUGCAUGUGUAUGUCUCUCCCUGUGUGGCUGUGUGUGUGUGGCUGUGCGCGUGUGUGCGUGCACGCGAGUGUCCUGGCUGGGUAUCCAGCGCAGUCCUGGUAAUGCUGAGACAGACGGUGAGCGGGUGGGUUUAUUUUUGGGACAGUGACAGUGUGUCAAUGGCCGCAGAUGCGUCGGAAAGGAAGGCUCUGAGAUACAAGCAAACCCUGCUCUAUGGGGAGUACCAAGAAAACCAAGGAGGCUCCGGCAGACGGGAGGCCACACGCCUGCUGACAGAGAGACAGAUCAAGAAACAUGGCAACCAUCCUUGCAGCCAUGGCAGGACACGACAUGGCCGGCGUGGCCAUGGUCAAAAUGGAUGCCACAGUCGACAUCAGCACGGCUAUCACAGCAGACAAAGGAACAGGCAUCAGCCUAACAUGGAGGCAGAGGCUGAUGAGCCAGAUGAGCAAACAGCUGACCUCACGUCCUCUAUGAAGAAGAAACGCUCCUACUCCAAAUGUAGAGACUGCAUAGCACGGGUGCAGCGAUUCCUUGUGACCAGGUUGGGAGAGGACUGGAUCUUCCUUGUUCUGUUGGGCAUCACGAUGGCGCUGGUCAGCUGGACAAUGGACUAUGCCAGUGCAAAGAGCCUGCAAGCCUAUAAAUGGAUUUAUGGGGAGCUGAGGGGGAACAUCCCCCUGCAGUACCUGGCCUGGGUUUCAUAUCCCCUGAUCUUCAUCCUGUUCUCCUCCCUCUUCUGUCACCUGGUCGCUCCUCAAGCUAUCGGUUCUGGCAUCCCCGAGCUGAAGACCAUCCUGAGAGGUGUGGUGCUUAAGGAGUAUUUAACUCUCAAGGCCUUUGUUGCUAAAGUCAUUGGUCUGACUGCUGCCCUGGGCAGCGGCAUGCCUGUAGGCAAAGAGGGCCCAUUUGUUCACAUCGCCAGUAUCUGUGCUGCAGUUCUCAGCAGGUUCAUGUCCUGCUUCUCGGGAGCUUAUCAGAAUCCAUACUGUUACACGGACAUCCUGACAGUAGGCUGUGCUGUCGGGGUGGGCUGCUGCUUUGGUACUCCACUUGGAGGUGUGCUCUUCAGUAUAGAGGUAACAUCCACAUACUUUGCUGUGAGAAACUACUGGAGAGGAUACUUUGCUGCUACAUUUAGUGCCUUCAUAUUCAGAGUGUUAUCAGUGUUCAACAAAGAUGCAGUAACCAUCACUGCUCUGUUCAGGACAAACUUCCGCAUGGAUUUCCCUUUUGACCUUCAGGAGCUGCCGGCAUUCGCCAUCAUUGGGAUCUCCUGUGGGUUCCUGGGGGCGUUCUUCGUCUAUCUCAACAGACAGGUGGUGCUGUUCAUGAGACGUCCCAACGCCAUGACCCGCUUCCUGACCAAACACCGGCUGAUCUUUCCAGCUGUGGUAACGCUGGUCAUCGCCACCUUGACCUUCCCCCCCGGGUUUGGACAGUUCAUGGCAGGAGAGCUGAUGCCAAGGGAGUGUAUCAACUCCCUGUUUGACAACUUUACGUGGACAAAGAUUUCGGGAUCACCUCCUCCGGGUGGUCUGGGCCUCUCUGCCGCCUGGCUGCACCCUGAUGUCAGUGUCUUCCUCGUCCUGCUGCUCUUCUUAAUUAUGAAGUUCUGGAUGUCUGCUGUGGCCACCACCAUGCCCAUUCCAUCUGGGGCUUUCAUGCCUGUCUUCAUACUAGGAGCUGCAUUCGGCAGGCUGGUAGGGGAGAUCAUGGCCACCCUGUUUCCUCAUGGGAUCGUGUUUGAUGGCAUCCUUUACCGCAUUAUCCCUGGAGGGUACGCCGUCAUUGGAGCGGCAGCUUUGACUGGGGCUGUGACUCACACGGUGUCCACAGCGGUUAUCUGCUUUGAGUUGACAGGCCAGAUCUCCCACAUCCUGCCUAUGAUGGUGGCAGUAAUCCUGGCCAACAUGGUGGCCCAGGGCCUGCAGCCCUCCCUGUACGACUCCAUCAUCCAGGUCAAGAAGCUGCCGUACCUGCCGGAGCUCGGCUUUGGACACAUGAGUCAGUACAACAUCUUUGUGGAAGACAUCAUGGUGAGAAAGGUGAAGUUUAUAUCGUCUCAGUCCACAUACAGAGAAGUUCAACUCCUGCUGGACUCCUCCUCGCUCAGUUCAAUCCCGCUGGUCGACUCAAAAGAUUCUAUGAUCCUUCUGGGCAGCAUUGACAGACUGGAGCUUCUGGCUCUCUGUGAUUGGUGGGUGUCACCGGAGAGAAGGCUCCUGAUGCAGAACCAGUCUCAGAAACACAGCUGGGAGUCCUUCGCCUUCGUGGAUGAGGAGGAAGAGGAGGACGGAGAGAAGGGCAGCCCGGUGCUGGAGGAGAGGAACGGCCCGCUGCCUCCUUCAAAGCCUCAGGAGCCCUCCUCAAACCACACUGCUCCUGUUCCUGAAAAAGGUCCUCUGCAGUCUGUGAGGAAAACCCUCAGGAAUCUCUUCACCUCAAAAAACAGGCAGACAGAGGGACAGUUGCAGGAGCCCUGUCCGCCUCCCUUGUCGGACACAAUGACAACAGAGGAGAUCAAAGCGUGGGAGGAGGCAGAGAUGGACAAGCCGAUGGAAAUCGAUGAGAUACGAGUAGACCCUUCCCCUUUCCAGCUGGUUGAGAGAACAUCAUUACACAAGACCCACACCUUAUUCUCACUGCUGGGGCUAAGUCAUGCUUAUGUGACCAGCAUCGGCAAACUGGUGGGAGUGGUGGCACUGAAAGAGCUCCAGAAAGCCAUUGAGGGCUCCACACGCUCUGGUGUCCGGCUCCGUCCUCCGCUCGCCAGCUUUCGGGACAUCAUCAACCACAACUCUGUUCCUAAACCUCCACCUUCUUCUCCCACUGCUGUUUCCUCUUCGACCUCCUCUCCCUCAGCACGAACUGCUUCCCAGCCUCCAUCCCCCUCUUCCCCUCAACCCCACCAUCAUCACCACGAGAAUGAAACAGAGGUAUGGAUAGAGCGCGUGGCGACGGAGGUGGAGGAGAGCAGCAGCUGCAGUGCAGGAAGUGGCGGUGUUAGCAGCAGCGCUGGGGCCUGCAGCUCAGCCAGCAGGAGUUGCAGCUCCAACAGCAACCUCACCCUCCUUCCCCCUGCCACUCCUCCCCAAGUCCCUUCUUCCUUCACUCCUUCCUCCUCCAACCUGAGACCCUUACAGAGACUCCUUGAGGGGGAGGAAGACAGUGAUGAUGAGCCAAUGGUUUAGAUUAGACAAGAGUGAUGGUUAUGUUUUUAUAAUGGAAAACCUUUUUUUAAUGGUGUAAGUUUUUUCUUCUGUUCUUAAUGUGUUUCUCUGGUCUUUGGACACCCAUUUACCUCUUUUUUGUCACCACGUAGCUAGAGCAAAGAUGUCACUGCUAUGUAGAGCUGGGCGAUAUGGAAAAAAAUCUAAUAUCACGAUAUUGUUGACCAAAUACCUCAAUAUCGAUAUUGCGGCGAUAUUGUAGGGUUGACA